Molecule: messenger RNA, 882 nt
Organism: Nothoprocta perdicaria
Lineage: Eukaryota; Metazoa; Chordata; Aves; Tinamiformes; Tinamidae
Gene: PGLYRP2
Product: peptidoglycan recognition protein 2
Exons: 3
Biological process (GO): peptidoglycan catabolic process; defense response to Gram-positive bacterium; detection of bacterium
Molecular function (GO): N-acetylmuramoyl-L-alanine amidase activity; peptidoglycan immune receptor activity; peptidoglycan binding
Source: RefSeq, a predicted model, not a curated record
CGGGACGUCGCCCCCGAAUCCCUGGGGACGCUGGCGCCGCCGCAGCGGGCGCUGCUGGCCGAGCUCCUGCACCCAAAGGUGGCCGAGCGCGGGGUGCUGCUGGCCCCCGACGGCUCCUCGGUGGCCGUGGGCCCUCUGCUCGCGGGGCUCGAGGUGGGGCUCAAGCGGGCGGCCGGUGCCCCCGUGGGGUCCCCGGACCCGCUCUACRCCGUCACCGUGGCCGAGGUCUUGGCCACCUCCUACGCGUUGGCCGUGGCCAACGGGAGCCGGGCCACCUCRGGGCGCCACGGCUGCUGGGACGACGUGGAGGAGCCGCAGGUCUUCACGUUGGCCGGGCCCUCCUGGGCCRUGCCGGACGCGUUGGCCAACGGGGCGCUGGACGGCGUGCUGCUGGGCGCCCGCUUGGCCGCUGAGCCGGCACCCUUGGGUGCUCUGCUGCGGGGCUACUACGGCUACGGGGCGGCGGGCGAGCGGGCGCCCAGCAGCUACCGGCGCGGGCGCUUCGGGAACGUCACGACGACCGAGAAGCUGGAGGAGGAGGUGGUGGCCACGUUGCGUCUGCUGCGGGCGCUGCCGGCCACCCGGCACCUUCUGGAGGACCUUGGGGACGAGGAGGUGGCCAAGGUGGCCCGGCGGGCGGCGCGGGACUUCAUGGAUGUCUACGUGGAGUGCCCGGCCGUGGUGCCCCGCUGCAUGUGGGGCGCCCGCCCUUACCGGGGCACCCCCAGCGCCCUGGAGCCUCCGCUGGCCUCCGUCUACAUCCACCACACGCACGAGCCGGGCGCGCCGUGCCGCAGCUUCGCCGCCUGCGCCGGCGCCAUGCGCGCCAUGCAGCGCUUCCACCAGGACGUGCGCGGCUGGGACGACAUCGGCUACAGUUAA